Molecule: messenger RNA, 204 nt
Organism: Ostertagia ostertagi
Lineage: Eukaryota; Metazoa; Nematoda; Chromadorea; Rhabditida; Trichostrongylidae
Source: the annotation of a GenBank genome assembly
AUGACGUCACGAAGUGACCAACGUGGACGAUCUGUGAGCUCCGAGAUCAUCACGGGUUCUGAUACUCGAUCGUAUCCGGUUUACAUCGCGAUCCAGGACUAUCAGCCAGAAAGCACCGAUGUUGAGGGUAUUCCUUUGGAACAGGGUCAAAUUGUCGAGGUUUUGGACAAGAAGAAUCCAGCCAGCUGGCUGGUGCGAACUAAG